CUGAACUGCGCUUGUAAACAUAUUUUUAAUAACAAAUUGGUCCUUAAUUUUGUCAAGGAAUCCAAAGUUAAGUUCUAUAUUAAACUGGCAUUGUUCACAUUUACUUAGCAAUUGCCUCCGCGGAAGGUCGGCCAAGCAAUUGCUCUCUACAUAAACCAAACAAAUUAAUAUUCAAUGGAAUCCAUUUGCUCAUCCUUGGAGACGCUGUUUCCCUGUCGGGAGGCGGCCAUUGCCACCCUGGGUGAGCUGAUAGGAGACUCCAGGGAGGCCUAUCCCUCGGCUAUUUACCUAUUUGGGCACAGUGGAACCGGGAAAACAGCUCUGACCAGAGCUUUUCUCAAGGAAUGCGCAAAAAGGCAGAAAGUCCGUACCGCACAUUUGAAUGCCAUCGAGUGCUACACCACGAAAAUCAUGUUGGAGAUCCUGCUUGAUUCGCUGGCACCGGAACAAGGGGAUUCCCUUAAGGCGGACAACAUGCUGGAUUUCGUGGAGCAGCUGCGUCGCUGGCAUUGCGCCUCGGAUUCAAAGUCCUUCCUAAUCGCCGUGGAUAAUGCUGAACGCUUGCGAGACAUGGAUGCCAAUGUGCUGCCCGUUCUCCUUCAGCUACAACAGCUUACUAGCCUCAAUCUGUGCGUUAUCCUCCUGUCCCAACUUCCCUUCGAAAAGUUUUACAACAAGACCGGCCUGAGUGAGGUCAUUAGUCUUCACUUGGCCCAGUACAACAAGGCAGAAACGCAGCGGAUCCUGGGAUCUGAUUUCGCCCAGGUGCGAAGUCAACUACUGGACCAGUUUGGUCAGGAUAGUAAGCGCCUGGAGAUUUGCAAGGAAGCAGUGACGGAAGAAUUUUACAACAACUACCUCAAUCUAUUUCUGAGCGUCUUUUACAAAGCCUGUCGCGAUGUUCCGGAGCUUCAGUUGACGGCCAGGAAGUGCCUAUCCAUUUAUCUAGAGCCUGUACUGGAUGGAUCUGUGGAGGCCACGGAUGUGUCCCGACUCUGGCGACAUAUAGCCGGUCCUCUGCGUUCCGCGCUCACUCAGAUUUAUAUGCGUAUAGAGAAACCGCCCGAAGAGGCCGCAGAUUUCACCACCAUAGAGGAUCAGAGCGUUCGCAAGAUGGCGCAAUCGCUGGAGCUCCCCUACUAUGCCAAGUACCUGCUCAUCGCCGCUUUUCUGGCCAGCCACAACGCCGCCAAUCAGGACAAGCGGUUAUUCGUCAAGCACCACGGCAAACAGCGCAAGCGGAUGCAGACUGUGAACGCCAGAGCCAAGACCUCUGACAAAAUGUCCACCACGCUGGGACCCAAAUCCUUCACCAUCGACCGACUGCUGGCCAUUUUCUAUGCCAUUCUGGAGGAGAAAGUGGGCCUGACCUGCAAUCUUCUCUCCCAGAUCUCAACGCUAGUGCACCUCAAGCUGCUCAGCUUCGUCUCCGGCGAACAAAAUAUCAUGGAUGGCUCUGCUCGGCUGCAGUGUACCAUUGGCCUGGAGUUUGUCCUACAGAUUGGUAAGGUUGUGGGCUUCAAUGUCCGCCAGUAUCUCUGCGACUUUAUGUAG
Molecule: messenger RNA, 1554 nt
Organism: Drosophila subpulchrella
Lineage: Eukaryota; Metazoa; Arthropoda; Insecta; Diptera; Drosophilidae
Gene: Orc5
Product: origin recognition complex subunit 5
Exons: 2
Coding region: 175-1554 (459 amino acids)
Biological process (GO): DNA replication; DNA replication initiation
Cellular component (GO): nuclear origin of replication recognition complex; nucleus
Molecular function (GO): DNA replication origin binding
Source: RefSeq, a predicted model, not a curated record